Molecule: messenger RNA, 2831 nt
Organism: Oenanthe melanoleuca
Lineage: Eukaryota; Metazoa; Chordata; Aves; Passeriformes; Muscicapidae
Gene: ASB12
Product: ankyrin repeat and SOCS box containing 12
Exons: 4
Coding region: 874-1809 (311 amino acids)
Biological process (GO): positive regulation of transcription by RNA polymerase II
Cellular component (GO): nucleus
Molecular function (GO): transcription cis-regulatory region binding; protein binding
Source: RefSeq, a predicted model, not a curated record
UUGCUGCAUUCCAGGUUUUCCCUGGGGAAGCUCCAGAGCAGGAACCUGGCACAGCUCACACACAUUUCCCAUUUUUCCCUCCUUGCAGCAGCACUGGGGAUUUUCCUGCUGGAUAAUUUGGGUCUCUCUCAUUAUCUCAUCCUGCUCCACCACCCAGGAUUUGGAGAGGGUUUCAAAACUGGAUAAAACUGGAUAAAACUGGAUAAAAUGGGAGCUGGAUAAAAUAGGAUUGCACUUCCCAGCUGACAGCUUUUGAUAAGAUCCCCAGUGCUGCUCCCUGCUCCAUUUUUUUUUCCCCUGGGAGUUUUUCUGCCAUCCUGGGUCCUGUUCAGCCCUGGCUGUUUCCUUCUGGCAGGUGCAGCCCAGGUGGGAAAUCUGGAUUAUCUUCAGCACCUUUUGUCCUUCUGCUGUCGAAUAAAUCAUUUUUGGAGGAUGCAAAUUGCCAUUUGUCUCACUCUGCAAAGGGAGAGGGAGGGCAGGAAAGGGGUUAGGAGGGAAUUUGUGUUGCUGGCUGCACCCAAGGACCCCAAACCUCCCCAAUUUCUGUGAUUUCUAUGAGGAAAACACCACAAAAAAAAAAAGCUUUGUGUGUGCUCAGAGCAGCCUCCAGCACCUGUCCCAGCCUCCCCCAGCCCUCUGCCCUCUCUAUAUUUACCCAGGGGGAGCUUUCCAAGAAUGGAAGUGGUAAGAUAAAACCCCAGAGGGGCUAAAAUUAGUCCUGGCGUGGCAUUUCAGCUGUGAGCUGGCCCCACAGCCCAGCCCUGCCAGACCCUGCUCGUUUUGGGGUUCAGCCCCAGCAGGACUCCCCAGGGCACCCCAGGUGCUCUGAGCAUCCCAGAUCUUUGUCCUCAUCCCUGACCAUGAAAGCAGCAGAUGGAGCACAAAAUGAGCCUCAUGGACAUCACCAGGGUGUUCUCCCUGCUGCAGCCCAGGGAUGAGGAGGAGGGCAGCCAGGAGAGCGAGGAGCUGAGCCAGGCUGUGUGCCAGGACGACCACGAAACCCUGGCCAGGCUGCUGGCCCAGGACAGGUACAAGCGACUCAUCAACCGCCGGAGCGGCUGGGGGGUCCCCAGCACCCCCCUGCGCCUGGCAGCCACCCGGGGCUGCCUGAGGAGCCUGAGGGUGCUGCUGGCCCACGGAGCCCAUGUGGACAGCCUGGAUGUGAAGGCUCAGACCCCGCUUUUCGUGGCCGUGAGCAACGGGCACGGCGAGUGCGUGCGGGCGCUGCUGGAGCACGGCGCCGACCCGCUGGGCAGCAUCCUCAACAACUGCUCCCCGCUGCUGCUGGCGGCCAGGGACGGGCAGGUGGACAUCCUGCAGCAGCUGCUGGAGCACGGGGCUCAGCCCAAUGUCCAGCCCAGGCUGCCGGAGUGGGCGGCCGGCUCGGUGUCCUGCUCGGGGCCGCUCUACCUGGCGGCCGCCUACGGGCACCUGGAGUGUUUCCGUCUGCUGCUGCUGCACGGGGCUGACCCCGACUACAACUGCACCGAGCAGGGGGUGCUGGCCCACGUCAGGGAGCCCAAAACGCUGCUGGAGACGUGCCUGAGGCACGGCUGCCGCGGCGAUUUCAUCAGGCUGCUCAUCGAUUUCGGAGCCAACGUGUACCUGCCCAGCGUGCCCCUGCCCGGGGUGGCGGCGCACGGCGAGGGGAUGCGGCUGCUGCUGCAGGCUAGAGCUCAUCCCAAAUCCCUGCUGUCCCAAUCCCGCCUGGCCGUGAGGCGCCUCCUGAAGCAGCCCAGCCUCUCAGCUGCCCUUGGAGAGCUGCAGAUCCCCACAGUCCUGGCCAAAUACCUCCAGCACCAGCCCUGACCCCCAGGGACACCCCAGCUCAAUCCUGCCCCACCCCCUGCCACUGGAUCCCAGCGGCACCACUGGGAAUUUGUGGUCACAAGUGGAUUUUUGGGGAUGGAAACUGUGCCCGUGUGGGAAAGUGGGAAGGAGACAGAGGAGAGGAGAUCUGAUUCCCCUGGGUGUGCCUCAGACCAUCUUUACAGAGGGAUUUUAUAUUUUUAGCUGAUUUUGGUUGGAGAAGGGGGAAUUCCUGGCUGGGAGGAUGGGGAUGCCCUGGCACCCAUUCCCAGAGCAGCUGUGGUGCCCCUGGAGGUGCCCAAGGCCAGGCUGGACACUGGGGUUGGAGCAGCUGGGAUGGUGAAAAGUGUCCCCAACAGGAUGGGAUUUGGGAUCCCUCACGAUUCCACAAUUCCCACAGAGGUUCCCAAGUGCCUCCUCCCCUUGGGAGGGGCAGGACUGGAGCACAGGAGGGGCUGGGGGAAAAUCCAGAGUCCCAACAUCCCCCCUCCUCUCUCUGCCCCAGCUCUGGCCCUAAAUAUCAUCUUCUCACCCCAAACAUCCCCUUCCAACCCCAAACAUCCCCUUCCCACCCCAAACAUCCCCUUCUCAUCCCAAACAUCCCCUUCUCACCCCAAACAUCCCCUUCCCACCCCAAACAUCCCCUUCUCAUCCCAAACAUCCCCUUCUCACCCCAAACAUCCCCUUCCCACCCCAAACAUCCCCUUCUGAUCCCAAACAUCCCCUUCCCACCCCAAACAUCCCCUUCCCACCCCAAACAUCCCCUUCUCACCCCAAACAUCCCCUUCUGAUCCCAAACAUCCCCUUCCCACCCCAAAUAUCCCCUUCUGAUCCCAAACAUCCCCUUCUCAUCCCAAACAUCCCCUUCUCAUCCCAAAUAUCCCCUUCUCACCCCAAACAUCCCCUUCCAACCCCAAACAUCCCCUUCCCACCCCAAACAUCCCCUUCCAACCCCAAACAUCCCCUUCCCACCCCAAACAUCUUUGAAUAUAUUUGAAUUAAAAUGUUUUAAUAUUGGAAUU